Molecule: messenger RNA, 219 nt
Organism: Clunio marinus
Lineage: Eukaryota; Metazoa; Arthropoda; Insecta; Diptera; Chironomidae
Source: the annotation of a GenBank genome assembly
AUGUUGACUGAUAAGCCUGAAAAGUUUUGUUUGAAAUUAAAGCUUAAAUUAAACUGCAAAUUGAAAGUUCGUUUUGCUUUUUAUGUUGGUGAGAGAGAAGUUGAAGUUGGCAUACGCUGGAAAUAUUAUCCCCAGAAUGCUUACAGGCAUCAAAGUGUUUUAAAACAGAUUAGCUCUGUAGGGUUGCAUAACUCCACAUUGGGCGAAUCACAUAUUUGA